Molecule: messenger RNA, 2929 nt
Organism: Jatropha curcas
Lineage: Eukaryota; Viridiplantae; Streptophyta; Magnoliopsida; Malpighiales; Euphorbiaceae
Product: disease resistance protein RPM1
Biological process (GO): defense response to other organism
Molecular function (GO): ADP binding
Source: RefSeq, a predicted model, not a curated record
UAAGAGCUUUGCCAUUCUUCUUCAUGUCCUGCUUCCUCUCUCCUUCCUUGAAAUGAAAAAACAGCCUAGUAGAGAAACAAGGAGAGGAAGAAUUUGGAUGUGAAAAUGGCAGAUGGAGCUGUAAACUUUUUACUUGAUAAAUUAACUACGAUUCUACAGCAAAAAGCAUCAUUACUGAGAGAUGUUCAUGAAAAAAUUGAAGAAAUCAAGCACGAGUUAGAGAGCAUGAGAUCAUUCCUAAGAGAUGCAGAACGGAGAAAAGAAAGGAGCGCGUCAGUUGAAGCAUGGGUAAAACAAGUAAGAGAAGUUGCAUAUGAAGCUGAGGAUAUAAUAGAUGAGUUCUUGCACCACAUACAUAAAGAGCGGCUUAACAACAGAUUCAAAGGAGCAGUCCAAGAUUUGGUCAACUUCCCCAGGACCAUUACUGCAAGGCAUCAAAUUUCUUCAAAGCUACAAAAGAUCAAAGCUAAGGUUCAUGAGGUUUCUGAGAGAAGCAAGCGAUAUGGAUUUGAUCAGCUUGAUGAGGGAAGGACUGGAAAUGUAUUUGGAGAUCCGUGGCAACACUAUGGAGAAUCAUCAUCUUUUGUAGAUGAAGAUGAACAAUUACUUGGAUGGUUAACAGAGGAGGAACCCCGUCGGACUGUUAUUUCAAUUGUGGGAAUGGGUGGCCUAGGUAAGACCACUUUAGUCACAAGGGUCUAUAACAAUCAAAUAAUCAAGAGAAUGUUUGACUGUUGGGCAUGGAUAUCUGUGUCACAAACAUAUGGAAUCGAAGAUCUAUUGAGAAGCAUGAUCAAAGAAAUAUUUGAUAAAACACAAGUGCCAAUACCAAAUAAUCUGGGUUCAAUUUAUUAUAGGCAACUUCUGCAGAUGCUCAUUGAUCAUUUACAUCAAAAGAGAUACGUUAUUGUCUUAGAUGAUGUUUGGAGCAUAGAUCUUUGGAGCAAAAUACGAGGAGCCUUUCCUAAUAAUAAAUGUGGAAGCAGAAUUAUACUCACAACAAGGAAUGAGAAUGUGGCUUCCUCCAUUGGAAUUGGAAGCCGUGUCCAUCGCCUUCAGCCUUUGCAAGAGAGAGAUGCUUGGGUCCUUUUCUGCAGAAAAGCAUUCUGGAAUGAUCCAGAGCAUAAGUGCCCAGAAGAGCUUCAACCUUUAGCGGAAGCCAUUCUAAAGAAAUGUGAAGGCUUACCACUAGCAAUAGCGGCAGUUGGAGGUCUCGUGUGUUCAAGAAGCAAGAGGAUUGUGGAAUGGAAGAAUGUAUAUGAGAGUCUCAAUUGGCAACUCAAUAACAAUCCCAUGCUUGAACAAGUGAAAGGAAUCUUGUUGUUGAGUUUCAAUGAUUUACCAUUCUACUUGAAGCAUUGUUUCUUAUAUUGCUGUGUUUUCCGUGAAGGUUACUCAAUUAAGAGGAAGAAGCUAAUUCGGCUAUGGGUAGCGGAAGGAUUCAUCAGAGAAAGAAAAGGGAUGACAAUGGAGGAGAUAGCAGAAGAGCACCUCAUGGAACUUAUUCUUCGAAACAUGAUUCAGGUCACAGAAACUAAUGAAGCUGGGAGGUCAAAGACAUGUCGAGUGCAUGAUGUUAUGCGAGAACUGGCUUUGACAACAUCUGAAAAGGAAAAUUUUUGUACAACAUAUGAUGGGUAUCAAUCGAGUCUAGAAGGAAAAAUCCAUCGUCUAUCAAUUUAUAAUACAGGUGAAAGCAUUCAGUUGAGCAGUACAAUAUCACGCCAACUUCGCUCUUUCUUUGUAUUCCCAACAGAUAUGGGCUCAUCAUUCUCUCUAAAUUCUGUUUUAUCAAAAUUCAAAUUACUGCGGGUGCUAAAUCUAGAGGGAGUUCCUGUUCAAACCAUACCAACCACAUUGGUAGAUUUGUUCAAUUUAAGGUGUUUGAACUUGAGGGACACCAAAAUUAAGGAGCUUCCCAAGUCAAUGGAAAAAUUAAGUAAUCUACAGGUACUGGAUGUGUGGAGAACCAAUUUGGAGAGGUUGCCAAGUGGAAUAUCAAAACUAUCUAAAUUGCGGCAUCUAAUGUGCAGCAAUCAUGAUCAAAAUUCUGAGACAAUUAAUGUUAAUGGGUUGCAGGCUCCAGCUGGAAUAUGGAACAUUCGAAGCUUACAAACAUUAGCAUGUGUUGAUGCAGAGAAAGAGUUGCUCCAACAAGUUGGAAACCUGACUGAUCUUAAAAGAUUAGAAAUUACAAAGUUGAGAGCUAUUGAUGGACCUAACCUAUGCACUUCGAUUCAAAGGAUGACAGACCUAGUCCGCUUAGGUUUGGUGGCAACUGACAUAGAAGAACAACUUCAAUUAGAAGCACUAAAUUCGCCCCCAUUGUUUCUUCAAAAACUAAAACUGGUUGGGAAACUGAAUAAGUUGCCUCCCUGGCUUCCGUCCUUAGCUAGCCUAACACACCUACAUUUGUGUUUUUCUUGUUUAGAAGAGGACAUACUUUCUUCUCUCCAUGUACUUUCCAAUUUAGUUUCCCUUGAACUCAAAAGGGCUUAUGAUGGGAAAUUAUUGCACUUUAAGUCUGGAUGGUUUCCCAGACUUAAUAAACUGGUGCUUCUACAGCUUGCAAGAUUGGACAGCAUGAUGCUAGAGGAGGGCUCACUGCCAAGCAUCCAGGAGUUGUAUCUAGUUCGUUGUGAGGAGCUAAAGGUGUUGCCUCAUGGCAUUGAGCACCUUACUAGUCUCAAGAUGUUACAUUUGGAGGAAAUGACAGAAGAAUUUUUACAGAUGUUAGACAUCAAUGCCACUGAAUAUCAAGAAAAGAUACAGCAUAUACCUGUGAUCAACUUGCUCGUGUAACUGGGAAACCAAGUGGUUGAAACACUUUGAGGUUCUCCAAUUAUUUGAUUCUUUCUGUAACACCGUCUCCUAUUAAAACAAAACCUUCUUACGAUAGUUGAUAUUUGUAUAAUAUUACACAAGCCAA